This is a messenger RNA of Aethina tumida (small hive beetle), 3155 nucleotides long. RefSeq lists its product as uncharacterized. Gene Ontology annotation, cellular component: cytoplasm. The transcript is spliced from 10 exons. Gene Ontology annotation, biological process: proteasome-mediated ubiquitin-dependent protein catabolic process; multicellular organism development. The coding region runs from base 1465 to 2982 and encodes 505 amino acids. Gene Ontology annotation, molecular function: ubiquitin protein ligase activity; zinc ion binding; ubiquitin conjugating enzyme binding. The record is from RefSeq and is a predicted model, not a curated record. Lineage: Eukaryota; Metazoa; Arthropoda; Insecta; Coleoptera; Nitidulidae.
AACAUUUUAAAUAUGGAUAGAAAGUAUUUUUUAAUAAUUCUCUUCGGGUAUUUUUUUGAAACAGGGCAAGCUCAAAAUUCAAAUUCAGCUGAUCCGAUCGUACAAGCACCAGUGGGGAUUAUACAGGGUCAAAGGCAAACGUAUCAGAAUUCCACCGAUCAGUUUUGCAUUUAUAAAGGUAUCCCUUUUGCAGAGUCACCUGUCGCAGAUUUAAGAUUCCGACCAUCGAUCCCGAAAGCACCAUGGACAAGUGUAUUUAACGCCACAAGCUACAGCCCAGCUUGUUUGAAUUUAGUGGGAGGAUCAUCCUCUGAAGACUGUCUAUAUUUAAACAUAUUAACACCAAAUAAUGCCACUAACACUUCCAAACUACCUAUUCUCUUCCGGAUCUAUGGUGGAGCAUUUAUGUACGGAGACGGCUCUUAUUACGCCUCAAAAGCGGAAGAGUAUACUAGAAUGGGGACUAUUGUGGUUACAUUCAACUAUAGAGUAUCUGUGUUCGGUUUUCUAAGUACUGGAGACCUGGAAUGUCCUGGGAAUAUGGGUCUAUUCGACCAACUCCUUGCAUUGCAAUGGGUCAAUCAAAAUAUAAUGGCUUUUGGUGGUGAUCCCGGCAUGGUUACUUUAUUCGGUGAAAGCGCUGGAGCUACAUCAGUAUCAUACCUUAUGGUAUCCCCAAAAUCAAGGGACCAAGGUUUGUUUGGUGGUGCAAUUAUGCAGUGGCAACGUGUUAACUACGUGGUCCAUAAACAGAAAUGCGCCAGACUUUGCUAGAGGUUUGGCUGCACUCAUGUGUCCAACUACUAUAAAUUCAACUAAGGAUAUGAUGGCAUGCUUCAGGAAUGCCUCGGCAUCGAAUCUUAACUCAAACGCAAACACUUUGUGGAAUGAAAUAUACACAGGUGGCGACGCGUUCAAUCAAUUUCCCAUUGCCCCAGUAAUAGAAAUCAAUCAUCCAGAUGCAUUUAUGAGUGAAUCAAAUUGGGUUAACUUAAAAUAUGGAUAUUUUCAACGAGUUCCGGUAAUAAUUGGCACAACGUGUCUAGAAGGAAACUUUUUGCAGAGCACCACACUAGCUCAAUAUUCAGCAAAAACUACAGUUGCAUGUGGACUGACUCCCUGGGAUAUGAACAUAAAUAAUAACAUAACAGCAUGUCAAGUUGAUCUGAUACUACGUCAGAAGUAUUUUACCAGUAACACGAAUUACACCGCACAAGUGCAAAAGUUUGUAGGUGAUGUUUUAUUCCAUAAAGCUACAGUGAAAGCUGCCAAAUUACUCUGUCCAUACACAAUGCCAGUUUUUUAUUAUAGAUUUUGUUUCCCAAACACAGAUGCAGGUCAUGGUUCAGAUACACCAUACACGUUUUGUACGGCAAGUGACUUUGCAAAUGAUACUGCUAGUCAGACUACUUGUCAAACAAUGAUGAGCAUGUGGGCAAAUUUCGCAAAAUACAGUUUCAGAUAAUGGCGAACCAAUUUUGCAUUCCCCCGGAAGUGAUGGAAACACUAAAAUGUUCCCAGUGCAAGAACUACCUGUCGACUUUUCCCAUUUACAUGAUGGACUCUGAUCAAUCAAUUUGUGGACGGUGUCCGGUCGUCCAAUGCGAUAAACUUAUCCGCGACGAAGCAUAUGAGAACAUAGCUCAAUACAUUAUUUUCCCUUGUUCUUAUGCAAAGAACGGAUGCGAACAAAAGCUCAACCCCCUGGACUUGAAAGGUCACGAAGUAAACUGCGAGUAUAGACAGUUCGAGUGUCCCAGCAAGCAUUACACCAAAUGCAAAUGGGAAGGUUCUAGCAAAGAACUCGAGGAACAUUUCAAAGCCAAUCAUUCAGACCUUCUCAUCGAGGAUUCUCGCUUUAACUUAUCGUUCAUGAACAGUCACAAGGAGAAUUUGCUGCUGGUUCAUGAAUCCACCUUGUUCGUCGUAACCAAGGAGAUUGAUUCUAAGAAACGUACACUUUGUUGCACUGUGAAGAACAUACUGUUGGACGAUGAUGAUAAUAAUUACAACUACAGGCUGGUAUUGGAGAGUGGCAACAGAAAUUACACACACAAAUGCUCUGAGAAAUCCACCGUCUCAUCCAAUGACGAAAACUUAACUAAAAUCACCGCAGAUUUCGUGUUGGAACAACUUGGUAAUCCAGAGACCAUGGUCGCCAGGAUUGACAUAGUAAAAUCCUCGUCAAAUUCGUAUUUUACAAGUAAGAAAGAAGAAGAAGUCGUUUCGGAUAUCAAUUUCGAUAUGUUGAAAGAGUUAGAAUGUCCCAAAUGCAGUGAUUACAUGGUUUCUACGAUUUUUCAAUGUUCGGAUGGACAUAGUUUUUGUAAUGAUUGUAAAAAUGAGGGAGAAUGUGUAUUGUGUCCCGAUAAAAAGGAAAUAAAGGAGACGCGUAAUUACUCUCUUGAAAAAUUUGCCACCUACUUCCAGUUUCCUUGCAAAUACCGAAAGGCUGGCUGUUUUUUCUUGGGAAAGAACAACACAAUUCAACAGCAUCAACAGUUUUGCAAAUUCGGCUUGUAUAUGUGUCCUGUUAACGGAUUCGAAGACUGUAAAUGGAAGGAUAGCUUGGACGCUAUUGUGGCCCAUGUAAAUAAAGCUCACAGCAAUUCAAUGUUAAAGAGUGACAAAAUCAACAUUCCCUGGCAUAAAGAUGGAAUGAAGGAAGUACUGGAAUACUACUUCAUCAUAUUUUCUGGAAAUUUAUUCCGGGUGAUAUAUAAGUAUGCAGCGGAUAAAAUGUACUGGUGUGUGCAAUACGUCGGCCCCGCUGAAAACUGCAAAAAUCACAAGUACGAAAUUGAUUUUAUCGACAAUUCCGAUUCGAACAAUCGCCAGUUCUUGAGAUAUAACGUGGUACCCAUGUGCGAUGUCAACGAAUGCUUCAAAGUCAAAGGGCAAUAUGUUACCAUGUACUAUGAUCAACUAGAAGAAUAUAUUACCGAUACAUUCAGUUUCCGAAUUCGUAUUUUUGCACAAUAAGUUAUGAUCCAACAUACUAUACAUAAUAUAAUUUUUAUUUUAUUUUAAACAAUUAAAUUUUAUCUCAUAUAUUUUAUUAUUAAACUACAUUAUGAAAUAUUUUGUGUUGUUACGCUUUUGUUAUAUUUUGAAUACUAUUUUUAUGUGUAAUAAAUAUUAUAUCAAAUAUUCUA